This is a messenger RNA of Haemonchus placei, 954 nucleotides long. The record is from the annotation of a GenBank genome assembly. Lineage: Eukaryota; Metazoa; Nematoda; Chromadorea; Rhabditida; Trichostrongylidae.
AUGUACCUUGACUAUCCUGACAGUUCUAUGAAGGAUCGCAAGAAAGCCCCUCCUUUUCACGAAAGUGAACUGAAACUGCUCAUGCGACUCUACUGUGAUUCCUAUGAGGAGUACCAUGGACGAGGGAGAGAUUCCGGAAAAUGCGGCGGCAUGUCCGACAAAAAGAGUUUAUUGCGACGUUUUGCCAAAGAGGUCUCGAAUCUUGGGUUCUAUCAACGUACAGAGAAACAAAUUGAAGAACGUCUACGAGCUGAUUGUAAACGCGUUCGAAAGCAUGAGCGAGCCCGAAUCCAUGAAGGACAAGAGGCGGUGCUAAAUAGCCUACCAACAUAUUUGCAUCAGUUGUAUGAAUGCCGCAAAAACAAGGCCAACGGUUCUGGUUUAUUUAAUUUACAUGAAGACGACUAUGAUAUGAAGGAAGAUGACACACUUACCGCAUGGAAUAAGGUUGAGGUUGUGACUCCUCGUGAAGGCUCACCCUUGGGUGAACAUUCAUCCGGUGAGGGAGCUUUUAUGGAAAUGGAAGACGGUAUCAAUGAAUCAAUCGCCACAUCAACUACCACUCCUCUGGCAAGGAAACUGCCACGAAAGCUUGCCAAGGCAAUGAGGUCAAGAGAAUCUCCCAGCUCAUCCAUGGACCCAAGAACAGUAUUGUAUGAGGAAGAAAUCAAGCUGUCAAUGUUACGACAACAGUUGGCACUUGAGGAGUUGAAGCUGAUAGUAAUUAAGAACGAUCUAGCCCGAGCACAACUGGAACGGGAAACGAUAGCCACGGAACGAGAGCGUUUCGAAUUGGAACGAGCGAAACAUGAACAAUAUGCAGAGGAGCUGAAACUGUUUUCAAUACAACAAGACCUAGCUCGAGCCCAGCUGGAGAAGGAAAUAGUGGCAUUAGAACGUGAAAAACUGAAAUUGGAGCGAGAGAAAAAGGUGGGCUAUUCCUUUGUUGUCUAG